AUGAUAACAGUACCACCGUCGAGUGCUGAUGAGGUACGACAGGAGCACUUGCUUCUGAGAAAUACUGUAACAGGCUCUUUGCAGAAAAGGAAUAUGAAGAACCUGUCACUUUCGAUAGAAAGUAAUGAGAAGGCCCUGUCGGAUAGUAUGGAUGCAGAUUCCAGUUUCCCAAACCAAGAGGGGGUUCCCCUGAGAGUUCUGCCCGUUAGAACUCCGUCGCAGCAGCAGCCGUCUAGGCCACAGAUAGUGAAAAGAAGAAGUGAGGCGUCAAUAUAUUCGUGUGGGACAAAUGGUAAGUCGCCAUCGAGUGGUACACAUUCACCCAUACAUUCAACCCUCGGUCACAAGAAGGGGAGUUUGACACUGAGCAGAAACUAUUCCCUUUCGUUGUCUGUAAAUACGAGCAAUCUCAAGAAACAUUCACGGAACAGGUCGCAGACUAUUUCAGACAUCGAAAUUACAACACCGCUGGCGGGAAGUUGUCCAAAACCUCUUGGGAAGGGGAAAUUACAGCAUAUAUUCAUACCGACACCUUCGAAGGACAGUACUCCAGCAGAUACCGCAACUACGGGGAAAACGUAUGCUGCUGCUUCUACGGGAGGGUGUAAGGAGUCUGUGACUGUCGGGUAUGGUUCAGAUAGCAAUCCGGAGGACAGAGCGAUAUAUUCGAAGGGAGCUUACCCACAUGGACCCCUCUUGGUAUUGAACCCGAACAUAUAUCUAUACUCAGAACCCAAGUUGACUGAGAUUCUUGACUUCGACCUCGUCAUUAAUGUUGCAGAGGAAAUCCCAAAUUUACAGGUAUACAUCCCAGAUGAUUUCCAACAGAAAAUCGAGUACCACCACAUCGAAUGGUCGCAUUUGUCGAAGAUAUCAGAGGAUUUGAAUAGGCUCACCGAAAUCAUGCACAGAGCCACUCUCCAGGGGAAAAGGAUACUGAUACACUGCCAGUGCGGUGUCUCCAGAUCAGCCUCGCUAAUCGUCGCAUACAUUAUGAGAUACGAUAAUUUGUCUCUGAAUGAGGCAUACGGUAAACUGAAGUCGGUGGCAAAGGACGUGAGCCCCAACAUGGGAUUAAUUUUCCAGUUGAUGGAGUGGAAUGACGUAUUGAACAAACUGGACGGGAACGAUUCAUUCUCUAAUAGUCAAAGCAAUAAUGACAACCAUCAAGUCUCAGCAGAUUCAAACAUGUUAACUCAGAACCCGGUACCAUUGGGGAUCUCCGCGGAGUUGACCCCUACGACACCUUCUGAAUUUGUCGCUCAAAAUAGAAUGACCACCUUGAAGUAG
Molecule: messenger RNA, 1290 nt
Organism: Huiozyma naganishii CBS 8797
Lineage: Eukaryota; Fungi; Ascomycota; Saccharomycetes; Saccharomycetales; Saccharomycetaceae
Gene: MSG5
Product: tyrosine/serine/threonine protein phosphatase MSG5
Exons: 1
Coding region: 1-1290 (429 amino acids)
Biological process (GO): protein dephosphorylation; negative regulation of MAPK cascade
Cellular component (GO): cytosol; nucleus; cytoplasm
Molecular function (GO): MAP kinase tyrosine/serine/threonine phosphatase activity; protein tyrosine/threonine phosphatase activity
Source: RefSeq, a predicted model, not a curated record